This is a messenger RNA of Mus musculus (house mouse), 5937 nucleotides long. It is a transcript of the gene Zfp423, whose product is annotated as zinc finger protein 423. The record is from RefSeq and is a predicted model, not a curated record. Gene Ontology annotation, molecular function: sequence-specific DNA binding. Gene Ontology annotation, cellular component: nucleoplasm; nucleus. The transcript is spliced from 8 exons. Bases 1766 to 5269 code for a protein of 1167 amino acids. Lineage: Eukaryota; Metazoa; Chordata; Mammalia; Rodentia; Muridae. Gene Ontology annotation, biological process: negative regulation of DNA-templated transcription.
CGGAGGCGGAGGCCGCGAACAGGAGGCGCCGGCGGCGGGGGCAGGACGCACACCCUGCCGGCCGAUCCGCUCCCGGACCGGCGCCGGCGCUCGCCCGGACCCGGGUUGGGGGGCUCAGUAGAGGGGCCCUCGCAGCUUCUAACGCGCCGGCCCCCGGCCCGCGUGGCCAAUCAAGGGGUGCGGGCCGACUUGGCGGGGAUUGCGAAUCUCGGCGGCAGCAUGAGGAAGAGGCGGCGAGGACGGAUGCCCCAGAGGCUGGCAGCCCCGAGGCGCCUUGGUUGGCCCCGGGCCUCGCUUGCGUUCACCGGUGCCCUCCUGGUCACUCGGGGACGCGAAGAGAGAGCAAGCCGGGCGCCCCCUCCCCGCCCCGGGCCCAGGCCGAGCUCCCGGCCCGGGCCCCCGCACUUCCUGCCGGCUCCACCGAGGCCAGCUGGGCAGGGAGCCUCGCCAGGAGUUCAUUGUCUGUGCCGCGCCGGCGGGAUGCUGGUCCCCAGGGGAGCACAGCGGCUGCUGUGAGCGCCCCUUGGAGCGGGGCGUCCGAUACCACCCUGGGCAGCCGCGCCGCGGGCACCCAGGCUGUCUUCCGUACUGACUCCCCAGGGUGCGCACGUUUGUGAGGAGCUAUAGAUAGCCAAGUACACACAUCCCCCUUGCUUUCUAAUUCCUCGGAGAACCCCGGGUUUGAAGGGACCCCUGGAGAGCAGAUGCCUCAGGGAGAAGCUGCGCGAGGGCCUGCAGCUCCUCCCUGUCCCCUUUUCCCUCCCCAGCUCGCUUCUGCAGGCAUGGCCUGCUGCUUUGUACCCAGUGCAGCCCCUGCCUGGUCGCGUUGAGAGAUAGAUUAGAUGAUACAGGAGCAGGACGAGAGUAGCUGUGGAGCGUGAAGUCUUUAGGCCCUUGUCCUGCUCGACUCUCUUGAUAACCUCUGGCCACAGCCCAGCCCUGCUCUGAAAAGUUCAUUUCCUGGAGGCCUGCGCGGGAAGGCGUUGGGGCCGGCUCCCUUCCUGCCAGUCUUGCUCCUGGACAGAAUAGCUGGUGCUGAAUCUGCACCACGUGGGUUGCCAGACACUUGGCUUCUCCUUCCUUCUAAAGCCCCAGGAGAGUCAGGGGCACCUGGCCCCACCGAGACCCUCCCUGUGGUCUUAAGUCUCAAGCGCCGGCUCCUUUCUUUCAUUGAGAGAAGUUGCGGCAGCUGAGCGCCUCAUCCAGUUUCUCAAUCUGGAGCAGGCAGACUUGCUCUACAGAACUGGAGGUUCCAGAGGGUUCUGAUUGUGGGACAAAGAGGCCAGAAGAGAAGAUUCCCAGAAGACGACAGGGAAGAGGAGAACAGAAAGAAGAGCUUUGCAGAUUGAAAUAAUAUUUGAUUUCUUUCCUUGGCUAACUACCCAGUUCUUGGAGAGUGACCCAGAAGAAAAGUGGAAUUGGAAUUAUUGUUGAAGAGGGGGAGGCCUCGGACUUCUCGCUGGCCUGGGAUUCCUCUGUGGCAGCAGCAGGAGGCCUGGAAGGAGAGCCAGAGUGUGAUCGGAAAACCAGCCGUGCGCUGGAAGACAGGAACAGCGUGACAAGUCAAGAGGAGAGAAAUGAGGACGAUGAAGACGUGGAAGAUGAGUCAAUUUACACCUGCGAUCACUGUCAGCAGGACUUCGAGUCUCUGGCAGACCUGACGGACCACCGGGCCCACCGCUGUCCUGGAGAUGGUGAUGACGACCCACAGCUCUCCUGGGUGGCUUCAUCUCCCUCCAGCAAGGAUGUUGCGUCACCUACGCAGAUGAUAGGAGAUGGUUGUGACCUCGGCCUCGGCGAGGAGGAAGGCGGCACCGGCCUGCCCUACCCUUGCCAGUUCUGCGACAAGUCCUUCAUCCGCCUGAGCUACUUGAAGAGGCAUGAACAGAUCCACAGCGACAAGCUGCCGUUCAAGUGCACCUUCUGCAGCCGCCUCUUCAAACACAAGAGGAGCCGAGACCGGCACAUCAAGCUGCACACGGGCGACAAGAAGUACCACUGUCACGAGUGCGAGGCAGCUUUCUCCCGCAGCGACCACCUCAAGAUCCACCUGAAGACCCACAGCUCCAGCAAGCCGUUCAAGUGCAGCGUGUGCAAGCGCGGCUUCUCCUCCACCAGCUCCCUGCAGAGCCACAUGCAGGCCCACAAGAAGAACAAGGAACACCUGGCCAAGUCGGAGAAGGAAGCCAAGAAGGACGACUUCAUGUGCGACUACUGCGAGGAUACCUUUAGCCAGACAGAGGAGCUGGAGAAGCACGUGCUCACCCUCCACCCGCAGCUCUCAGAGAAGGCGGAUCUACAGUGCAUCCACUGCCCAGAGGUCUUUGUUGAUGAGAGCACGCUGCUUGCCCACAUCCACCAAGCCCACGCCAACCAGAAACACAAGUGCCCCAUGUGCCCUGAGCAGUUCUCCUCUGUGGAGGGUGUGUACUGCCACCUGGACAGCCACCGGCAGCCCGACUCCAGUAACCACAGCGUCAGCCCUGACCCUGUGCUGGGCAGUGUGGCUUCCAUGAGCAGUGCUACACCUGACUCCAGCGCCUCUGUGGAGCGCGGGUCCACGCCAGACUCCACCUUGAAGCCACUGAGGGGGCAGAAGAAGAUGCGGGAUGAUGGGCAGAGCUGGCCCAAGGUCGUCUACAGCUGCCCCUAUUGUUCUAAGCGGGACUUUACCAGCCUGGCUGUGCUAGAGAUUCAUCUGAAGACCAUUCACGCGGAUAAACCUCAGCAGAGUCACACGUGUCAGAUCUGCCUUGACUCCAUGCCCACGCUCUACAACCUCAAUGAGCAUGUGCGCAAGCUGCACAAGAGCCACGCCUACCCCGUCAUGCAGUUUGGCAACAUCUCUGCCUUCCACUGCAACUACUGCCCCGAGAUGUUUGCUGACAUCAACAGCCUGCAGGAGCACAUUCGAGUCUCGCACUGUGGCCCCAAUGCCAACCCCCCUGAUGGGAAUAAUGCUUUCUUCUGCAACCAGUGCUCCAUGGGCUUCCUCACCGAGUCCUCGCUCACAGAGCACAUCCAACAGGCGCAUUGCAGUGUGGGGAGCACCAAGCUGGAGUCUCCUGUUGUUCAGCCCACACAGUCCUUCAUGGAGGUCUACUCCUGCCCUUACUGUACCAACUCCCCUAUCUUUGGCUCCAUCCUGAAGCUCACUAAACACAUUAAAGAGAACCACAAGAACAUCCCGCUGGCACACAGCAAGAAGUCCAAGGCUGAGCAGAGCCCAGUCUCCUCCGACGUCGAGGUGUCUUCCCCGAAACGACAGCGCCUCUCGGGGAGCGCCAACUCCAUCUCUAAUGGCGAGUACCCCUGCAAUCAGUGCGACCUCAAGUUCUCCAACUUCGAGAGCUUCCAGACCCACCUGAAGCUGCACCUGGAGCUGCUGCUUCGGAAACAGGCCUGCCCCCAGUGCAAAGAGGACUUCGACUCUCAGGAGUCCCUCCUGCAGCAUCUGACGGUGCAUUACAUGACUACAUCCACCCACUACGUGUGCGAGAGCUGUGACAAGCAGUUCUCCUCGGUGGAUGACCUACAGAAGCACCUGCUGGACAUGCACACCUUUGUGCUAUACCACUGCACGCUGUGUCAGGAGGUCUUCGACUCCAAGGUGUCCAUCCAGGUGCACCUGGCCGUGAAGCACAGCAACGAGAAGAAGAUGUACCGCUGCACAGCCUGCAACUGGGACUUCCGCAAGGAGGCUGACCUGCAGGUGCACGUCAAACACAGCCACCUCGGCAACCCGGCCAAGGCCCACAAGUGCAUCUUCUGCGGCGAGACCUUCAGCACCGAGGUGGAGCUGCAGUGCCACAUCACCACACACAGCAAGAAGUACAACUGCAGGUUCUGCAGCAAGGCCUUCCAUGCCGUCAUCCUGCUGGAGAAGCACCUGCGGGAGAAGCACUGCGUGUUUGACGCUGCCGCGGAGAAUGGCACGGCCAACGGGGUGCCCCCCACCUCCACCAAGAAGGCAGAGCCCGCCGACCUGCAGGGCAUGCUGCUCAAGAAUCCUGAGGCGCCGAACAGCCACGAGGCCAGUGAGGAUGACGUGGACGCAUCAGAGCCCAUGUAUGGCUGUGACAUCUGCGGUGCAGCCUACACCAUGGAGGUGUUGCUGCAGAACCACCGCCUCCGGGAUCACAACAUCCGGCCCGGCGAGGACGACGGCUCACGCAAGAAGGCAGAAUUCAUAAAGGGCAGCCAUAAGUGUAACGUGUGCUCUCGGACUUUCUUCUCGGAGAACGGGCUCCGGGAACACCUGCAGACGCACCGGGGCCCUGCCAAGCACUACAUGUGUCCCAUCUGUGGCGAGCGCUUCCCCUCGCUGCUGACACUCACCGAGCACAAGGUGACCCACAGCAAGAGUCUGGACACGGGCACCUGUCGCAUCUGCAAAAUGCCACUGCAGAGUGAGGAGGAGUUCAUUGAGCACUGCCAGAUGCACCCCGACUUACGGAACUCCCUCACCGGCUUCCGCUGUGUGGUCUGUAUGCAGACUGUCACCUCGACGCUGGAACUCAAGAUCCAUGGCACCUUUCACAUGCAGAAGCUGGCUGGCAGCUCAGCUGCCUCCUCCCCCAAUGGCCAGGGACUGCAGAAGCUCUACAAAUGCGCCCUGUGCCUCAAAGAGUUCCGUAGCAAGCAGGACCUGGUCAGGCUUGAUGUCAAUGGGCUGCCCUAUGGCCUGUGUGCCGGCUGCAUGGCCCGGAGUGCCAAUGGACAGGUGGGUGGCCUGGCCCCACCCGAACCUGCUGACCGGCCCUGUGCCGGCCUCCGCUGCCCUGAAUGUAACGUGAAGUUCGAGAGUGCUGAGGACCUGGAGAGCCACAUGCAGGUGGACCACCGUGAUCUUACACCAGAGACCAGUGGGCCCCGGAAAGGUGCCCAGACGUCACCAGUGCCCAGGAAGAAGACGUACCAGUGUAUCAAGUGCCAGAUGACGUUCGAGAACGAGAGAGAGAUUCAGAUCCACGUCGCCAACCACAUGAUCGAGGAAGGCAUUAACCAUGAGUGUAAACUGUGCAACCAGAUGUUCGACUCCCCAGCCAAGCUCCUCUGCCACCUCAUUGAGCACAGCUUCGAGGGCAUGGGCGGUACCUUCAAGUGCCCCGUCUGCUUCACAGUCUUCGUCCAGGCCAACAAGCUGCAACAGCAUAUCUUUGCCGUGCACGGGCAGGAGGACAAAAUCUACGACUGCUCGCAGUGCCCACAGAAGUUUUUCUUCCAGACAGAGUUGCAGAACCACACGAUGAGCCAGCACGCACAGUGAGGGACCUCGCGACAGGACACCUCUCCGCAGAAGGCUUGCCGGAGACGCCGUGGGGAGGGCCAUUUGAACAUUACAUCCAAUCAAAGUGUCAUUUGCAACCCAGAUGUAAAACUCUAAUGAUUUGGCCAUGAGGCGCUGCUAUUAUAAGCAGCUGGAAAUGAAUAUUAAUGGCAGAGAUUAAAAGUAUUCCAUGCUCAGUGUUUUUAUUGUCCUGCUCCAGCUAGUGUGCUUUUAGAGUUUUCGCCGCAGACUACAUUUCUAGUGUUAGAGAAACCUGCUUUUUGAGGCUAUUGUCCUUUGUUCCUUCAUGUAUUAUAUUAAUAGUUUUUUUUUUAAGGAUUAGUGUGAUUUUUUUUUUGCUUCUUUUCUAUUUCUUUCUUGUUUUUCUUUCUCCCCCCCCCCCCCUUCAGUUAACUACUUUUUAAUUGCAAUUCUAGGUAAUUGUGCAUCGUGAUGUGAUUGCUUGGCUAUUGUCUGAAUAUUUCCUUUUAAUUUUUUAAUUAAAGACUAAUGCUUUGAUUGGAUUUGCCAGUUCACCGGACAGUGAUUAAAACUCUGUAAUGAAUAUAAUCGGUUUCCGUGCAACUGGAUGGUCUGCUUUUAAAUGUGACUUGAUCUGACUGCAGUAACUAGUUCAGCUCAAUAAAGGGAAUCCAUGCGAUCAGCAA